Molecule: messenger RNA, 1412 nt
Organism: Aethina tumida (small hive beetle)
Lineage: Eukaryota; Metazoa; Arthropoda; Insecta; Coleoptera; Nitidulidae
Product: protein phosphatase 1A
Exons: 4
Coding region: 172-1290 (372 amino acids)
Biological process (GO): protein dephosphorylation; negative regulation of stress-activated MAPK cascade
Cellular component (GO): nucleus; cytosol
Molecular function (GO): protein serine/threonine phosphatase activity; manganese ion binding; magnesium ion binding
Source: RefSeq, a predicted model, not a curated record
UAUACAUCAGUGAUCUAAGCUGCACUAACGAUAAGGUUAUAAAAUUUGUUUACUAACAAUAACAAAUCCCAUGACAAUCUAACUAGACUCAUUCGUGAUAUGUCAACUCAGAAUUAUUAAAAGUCGUAUGUUUCGAAAAGUACUGUCAGUAUUGGACAAACAAUAAUUUAAAUGGGAGCGUAUCUAAGCAAGCCUGUGAGAUCCAAGGCACAAGAAAAGGGUGAAGGUAAUGGACUAAAAUUCGGAAUGACCAGCAUGCAGGGUUGGCGAGAGAACAUGGAAGAUUCCCACGUUGCUAAGAUUAAUUUGGGAAACACCCAUUCUGAAUGGUCUUACUUUGCGGUUUUCGACGGACACGCCGGCGAUACCGCUUCCCAUUAUUGUGCUGAACAUUUGUUGGACACAAUUCUACAAUCAAAUUUUCCUUAUGACGGUAAAGAUGCAAUAAGAGCCGGCUGCAUCAAAUUGGACAAUAAAUUGAAUGAAAUGUUGUCUGAUCAACAGGACAGAAGUGGAUCGACUGCAGUAUUUACAUUCAUAUCAAACAAACUUCAGUAUAUUGCAAACUUGGGCGAUUCGAGAGCUGUGCUGUGUAAUAGUGGCAGGCCAAUAUUUUCAACCAGUGAUCAUACUGCUGAUGUUCCUACAGAACAAGAGCGCAUCACAAAUGCUGGUGGGCAUGUGUCUUAUGGCAGGGUCAAUGGUAAUUUAGCAGUCAGCAGAGCACUAGGUGAUGUUCAUUAUAAAAAAAAUAAGGGGAAAGAACCUAUGCAUCAGCUUGUCAGUUCAGAGCCUGAGAUCUUCAUUAGAGAACGAAAUCCAUCUGAUGAAUUUCUAAUAUUGGCCUGUGAUGGGUUGUGGGAUGUGAUGUCAAAUGAGGAAAUGUGUGCAUAUAUACACAGUAGACUUCUUGUCACAGAUGAUUUAGAAGAUAUUACUAGUCAAGUUGUUGAUACAUGUCUGUAUAAAGGUAGCAAGGAUAACAUGACAAUUGUUUUAAUAGUUUAUCCAGGGGCCCCAGCUCCAUCACCUGAAGCCAUAACAGCUGACAAAGAAUUAGAUGAAGUCAUUAGUAAAAGGAUCAAAGAGCUGCUUGAGCAAAAUAUGGAUAUAGAUUUUGGAUCGAUACUUAACGAUUUAAAAAUUCAUAUACCUCAAAAGGAUUUACCUCCUGGUGGAGGGUUUGAGGCUAAGCGUGCAGUUAUUGAUAAUAUAUUUAAAGAACUAUGUCCCUAUGUUUGUCUGGAAAAAAGAGGGUACUUUGAGAAGACUACUCCAUUCUUCAAUUGAGGAAUGUCUACAUUCCACGAAUUUUAUUUUUACUUUGUAUAUAUUACACUAAAUGUUUAUACGUAAUAAUUUUUAAUUACACUACACGAAAAUGAUAAAUACACGAUAAUUUACAAAUGCAA